This is a messenger RNA of Fusarium redolens, 1200 nucleotides long. RefSeq lists its product as uncharacterized. The record is from RefSeq and is a predicted model, not a curated record. NCBI's taxonomy places the organism in Eukaryota, Fungi, Ascomycota, Sordariomycetes, Hypocreales, Nectriaceae. The transcript is spliced from 2 exons. The coding region runs from base 1 to 1200 and encodes 399 amino acids.
AUGCUUGCCUUGAUGAAUAAUGAUGCCCGAAACCACUGGCUUGUACGACAGUAUGCGGCAGAAGCCUUAUCCCAAGGAUACUUUCACUUCACAUCCACCACGAAAGACUCUGACUAUCAUGUCACGCAAGUCACAAUUGGAGGUCCAACUCGACCUCCUCUUCUCGAGAAGAUUUCCAAGGUCCGACGAGACCGCUUUAUGGAUCAUUCCAAUACCGGGAUUCAAACACCAAACAUCAGUCUGCUGCCAGCUAUAUCAAGGCUCUCGAAAUCCAUACGGUGGACCCUGAUCGCUCAAGAAAUUACAAGUAGACAACAACUCCCAGCUCCCAGCAUGCUAUCCUUUUCACCUUGGCAUCGUAUCUCGAAGUCUGUCGCUCUUGCGAUUGCCUCAGUGUGCCGCCUUAUGCCAGUCCCUCUCCGGAUAUUGAUCUACCGCUCUCUGAGUUCUUUGGGUGCUCGUUUUUACGGGCCAUCUUGCAGCCUGAACGCUCAACAACUCCCUUUCGGCAUGUACCUGAAGACGAAGAGUGUCGAAGAUCAUCGAGCACUGGCAAUUGAGUUUGGUGCUCUGCAGCUUGAACGGAGCCAAACUGAAAUUCCAGUUCCUCGCCCGUUGGGUCUAGUGUCUGACACAGAUACCUCUUAUCUGUUGACAACUGCUCUACCGGGACAACGGUUUGGCUCAUACAUCGAUAUACUCAGCGAUCACGAUCUUGACCUUUUCGUGCGAGAUAUGCAGAAAUACCUGGAACAGCUACGUUCCAUCACAAGGCAACGAGCGCCAAAGUAUGAAAUCGGCAAUGCCAUUGAUGGACCAUGUUAUGACUACAGGAUCAUUGCUGCUCGCGGCUACGACAAGGAACGAGGCGACUUCUUCGGACCAUUCAUUUCCGAAGAAGACUUCAAUGAUACACCACGAACACCUGCGCUGACAGAUGUCUUUCAUUCCCAAGGACAUGAGAUUGUGUUCACGCAUUCCGAUAUCAACAUGAGAAACAUCUUGGUUCAUAACGGUCGGAUCUUAGGUAUCGUAGACAGGGAGAACUCAGGAUGGUUUCCUGAUUACUGGGAGUAUACUAAGGCGCACUAUGUCACCAAGCUCAACAGGAGAUGGCUGAGAGCAGUAGAUCGGAUCUUCGAACGUUGUGGUGACUUCAGGCAUGACUUGGCGAUUGAGUGCCGCUUAUGGGAGUAUUGA